AUGAUGCGUUCCAGGAGGCAGUUUGAAUGUGUGGCGGUAGCAGUGUUCAUGCUCUGCGCAUGGUUCGUCUUUGACGCGCAUUUCAACACCAUUCAAGAGGAGGCUGUCGAAGCCAGCGUUGAAAAACCAUGGAGAUACGAGGCAGUGGAAGAAGACCAAAAGAUAUUCGAGCAGCAAACUAUCCACGGCGACACGAAAGAAACAUCACCAACCUCCACCACCCCUCAACUUACAAGCACGCCAACACAAACUUCUGCCGUAGCAACACCUAGCCCCGCGCUCCCCGACCGCGUCGUAAUAAUUGCAAAGCUCCCCACAGACGACACCCGCUGGGUGCACACCGACCUGCCGGACUGGCAAUCCGCAAUCUACUCCAUCGACAUCUCCACCCCCCACAACAUCUCCCCUCACGACCCGCUCACCAACCGCACCCUCCGCACCCUGCGCAACAAAGGCAUGGAAGCCAACGCCUACCUCGCCUACAUCGUGCAGAACUACCACGCGCUCCCCGCAACCCUAGCCUUCAUCCACCCGCACCGAGACGGCUACCCGACCGCCUGGCACACCGACAACCCAUCGCACUCCAACGCCGUCGCCCUGCAGACGCUCAACACCGCCUUCGUGCAGCGCAACGGCUACGCCAACCUGCGCUGCGCGCCCGACCCGGGGUGUCCCCACGAAGUCAUGCCCUUCCGCGACCCGCCCGAGGCGCACCGCACGAUCGAGGCCGCGAUGCCGGCCGCGUGGCGGGAGUUGUUCGGCAACGGCGACGUGCCGCGCGUGCUGGCGACGCCGUGCUGUGCGCAGUUUGCGGUGUCGCGCGCGCAGGUCAGGCGGCGGCCGCUGGAGGCGUAUCAGCGGUACUACACGUGGCUGAUGGAGACGCCGCUGAAGGACGAGACGAGCGGGCGGGUGUUUGAGUACUUGUGGCAUGUGCUGUUUGGGCAGGAGGCAGUUUAG
Messenger RNA from Boeremia exigua, 960 nucleotides. RefSeq lists its product as uncharacterized. Lineage: Eukaryota; Fungi; Ascomycota; Dothideomycetes; Pleosporales; Didymellaceae. The transcript has a single exon. Bases 1 to 960 code for a protein of 319 amino acids. The record is from RefSeq and is a predicted model, not a curated record.